AGCACAUGUUUGACGACGCUGCAGCCUGUCAGCAUGAAGGUGAAACUGAUGCUAGUCCUGCUCGGCUUCCUCCUAAUAGCACUCACAGAUUCUGAGAAUCCUCUAGGGGCUGGAUGGGAAACUGAAGGGGGCCUGACGUGGCCCCCUGGCUACCAGUUGAUGAUCACUGUGAUAUGGUGUCUCAGAGGUUUCCUGUUUCUCCAGAUUCUCUCAACAGCUGUCUUACAGUGAACAUGCAGGUGUGUGUUUCUGUGGACCCAAAGAGGUUUGUGUUAGGUCAGGUGAGAUGGUGGCGCUGCAAUGUCCUCCUUUUGGAGCACAAAAUCACAGUGAAACCAAACUGAUCUGGAACAGUCACACAGCACAGGAGAUGGCUCUGAGCAGCAACACUUCAUCAGCUGAGCUGAGGAGGAUGGGAGUGCUUCUUCAUGGGAGAAGUCUUGUGAUUCUAAGUGCUGCUGUGAACCAUCAGGGGAAUUACUCAUGCUCUUCAAGGGAUGGUAGCGGCCAGUUCUGGUUCAGGCUGACCGUUUUCACAACACCGAGCAGAGAGUGCGAAGCGAGGACCACAUACCGAACAACAUGCUAUACACAAGAGUCCUGCAAAUUGAACUGUCCUGAAGUUAAUAUCCCUGAUGUAAAUACACCAAAUAUGACCAGCAACGACAUAUUAUGGCACAAGAGAGGCAAUUCCUCGCCAAUUAGCGGUUACUUCACGAGUGUGGAAGAGAAAGACAGCGGUGCCUACAUCUGUACCAGAUCUUACCUGUACAAUCAGCAUCAAUAUAACAUGACCUCUACAGUGGUGCUCGAUGUCGAGCCCAACAAAAAAGCUGAAAAAUCUGCAGUGAUCGUUUCACCCCAUGAGAAUGAUGUGAUUCAUGUAGAUUUAGGCUCCACAGUGGUGAUUUCUUGUAAAGCUGUGACAUUUUCAGAAUUUGAUGAUCUGUCCUGGAUGAGUGGAAACUCGCUGGUGGAAAUGAAUGAAAGCUUACCAGUUUUCUUAAAUAUAACCAGUUACAGAAAUGAUAAUGGGGAAAAAAUCAACACGACAGCCUUAUUGGUUUUUAAAAAAGUGACCAAAGAGGAUCUAUUGAAAACUUACACCUGCAAACUGGAAUCUGAAGACCAACCCUCAAGCUCUGUCACCGUUACCCUGGCUCAAAAAGUUCGCCCCUCCUAUGUUUCCUUGGCUGUUUGCAGCGUCUGCAUUGUGGUGGUGAUGAUUUUGAUCACAAUUGUCUACAUCAAGCUCAAAAUUCCCAUCACUCUUUUCCUGAGGGACACUCUUGGCUGCCACAGAAGCACUUUAGGUUCUGUUUUAUUUUAUAGCUUAAGCAGUAUGCACAUUAUUGUGAUCUCAGAUGAAAGCAGUGACAAAGCUGUUCUUUACUGUCUUUUAGAUGGAAAAAGCUACGACGCCUUUUUAAUGUGUUAUGAAAGCACAGACGCAGGAUUGAAUGAAGAUGACAGGGACAAGCUGAAAACUGUUUUGGAGAAGUUUGGCUACAGUCUGUGUCUGUAUGAUCGUGAUGUCUUACCGGGAAAAGCUGUAUCAGAGGCAGUAUUGGACUGUAUCGAGCAGAGUCGGACAGCACUUUUGGUCCCCACCUCUUCAGAUCCCGGUCUUGGGUCCAGUCUACUGAGCGUCAUCUAUUCAGCGCUUGUAGAGAGAAAGACUCACUUAGUUUUCAUCACCACUGAGUCGACAGAGAAGUCCAGGUCUGGUUCAGUACCAGAGGCCUUACAGCUUCUCAGUGAGGCUGGAGACUGUGUCACUUGGAAAGGAGAACACUCCAUGAUGCCCUCCUCCUCCUUCUGGAAGCGGCUACGCUAUCACCUUCCUGCUCCACAACAUGCCACAAAAUUCAGACUUUUAAAUGGGAGUGGGAUAGAACUUUAGAGUAAAAUAUAACCACGACUAAUGUAGCUUUGUUAAAUUUACAACUUGAGCCUGGUUUAUACAGUACUGUGAAUAACCUUUAGGCACGUUUUGGCCAAUAUUGAGGUUGUAUUAAGGCAUAGAUGUGGCAAGUAAGCUGCCUGAGCACGCCAUCAGACGUAAAGGAGGAUUGACACAGCCCUGGUCGUACUCUGGAUGUCCUUGCAUAUUGCCAGGAGCAUGGAAAAGAACCUGUUGAAUAAAAUAAAGUCUACACCUUUAUGGUGGCAUACAAAGUGGAUGUGGUUACAUUUUUAGGAGGUGUAUAUCGACUUUGUGUGUAAAGCUAUGUGUAGGGUCCAGGGCUGCAAGAUUUAGCAUCUUAUCUUGAUGUUACUUGCAUAAGUGACCUUUUCCUGGUAUGAAUGCACUAUGAGAGCGAAAACAGACAAGCAUUUAAUGUCAGAGGCAAAGACCUAAAAUAAUCAGGAAAAAAUGCUGUCCGAAAGAAAAUGUAACUGUCUGUUGAAGACAGCAAAGGUUGUUGUCUAGGUGUCCCAUGAGCUCUAUAUCUCUAUCCUAUGUGCACACAAUAAGACUGAUAUUUCCACAGGUAUGCAUGUGUAAAAACAUAAUGGUCUUUAAUUUUGUCACAUAUCACAAAUUUGCAACACAUAUAACAUGCUCAAAUAUGUGCUUUUUGAAUUAUCGAGCAAUAAACAAACUGCAGUAAAGGUGUAUGGUUGUGUAAUUACACUUGUUAAUGUAAACACACCAGUCAAUAUUCCUGAAAUAACUUUUCAGUAUUCAUUCUCUUUAGAGCUGUAAGUUUGAGCUGUUACUCUCUAUUCUGUAGUUUCAUCAUUUCUUUUUUGUAAUUUAUUUAAUCUGAAACUGUACAAACUGCACAAUAACAGAUUACUGUGAUUCCUAUGGGCAACGUUUUAAAA
Messenger RNA from Cheilinus undulatus (humphead wrasse), 2832 nucleotides. RefSeq names its product interleukin-18 receptor 1-like. Bases 287 to 1903 code for a protein of 538 amino acids. NCBI's taxonomy places the organism in Eukaryota, Metazoa, Chordata, Actinopteri, Labriformes, Labridae. Gene Ontology annotation, biological process: signal transduction. The transcript has 10 exons. Gene Ontology annotation, molecular function: interleukin-1 receptor activity. The record is from RefSeq and is a predicted model, not a curated record.